GUGAAUAUCGGCUCUCAAAGCGACCGCAUUGAGGCGCAAUAUCUUGGGUUCAAAUCGCAUGGUGGACAAACCACAUCCUUCGCUAAAUUAGAUCGAGCAGCUCCGUUAACAAAGCCCCUGGCAAGAUGCAGAUCAAGGACCGACUGUUCUACAUCACUGGCGCCGCAUCAGGCCUAGGCGCUGCAUCUGCCCGCUUGUUGCACUCCAAGGGUGCGUACGUCGCGCUCUUGGACAUCAACCUGCCCGCCGUGCAAGCGCUCGCAAGGGAGCUCGGCUCUGGCCGUGCACACGCCGCGCAGGUCGAUGUGUGUAGCGAGAAAGAUGUACAGGAUGCGAUUGACGAGUGCGAUAGAUUCUGGAAGAACAAUAAUCCCGUAGUUGGUGGUGUACUAAAUGCCGGAGGUGUUGGAAUAGCGGGCAAGAUACUCAACCAGGAUGGGGAGCCAUUUGAUCUCGAUACAUACAAGACCGUCAUCGAUAUCAAUCUGAUUGGGACAUUUAACGUCUCGCGUCUUGUAGCUGCGCGUAUUGUCCGGGACGUGCGCAAGCCGAUACAGAAAGCGGAUGAACAUACGUCAGAUCGAGGCGUCAUCAUCAACACAGCAUCCGCCGCUGCACUGGAAGGACAAGCUGGCCAAGCGGCAUACUCAGCGUCCAAAGGUGGGGUGCUCGCCAUGGGCCUGCCGCUCGCAAGAGACUUAGCGUGGUAUGGGAUCAGGGUCAUGACUCUGGCACCUGCUUUGUUUUCAACAGCCAUGACGGAUACACUUCCAGACAGGGCCAAAGCCAAAAUCCUGCAAAGUGCAGAGUUCCCCGUCAGAUUCGGAAGACCCGAUGAAUUCGCCCAUGCCGUAGUGGCGAUCAUCGAAAACGAAAUGAUGAACGGAUCCUACAUCCGAUUGGAUGGCGCAACUAGAUUGGGAAAACUAUGAUACAUUAUAUAGGUACUUAAAAUUGCAUUUGCAAAGGGUCG
Messenger RNA from Tilletiaria anomala UBC 951, 973 nucleotides. Its product is annotated as NAD(P)-binding protein. The record is from RefSeq and is a predicted model, not a curated record. Bases 126 to 932 code for a protein of 268 amino acids. Gene Ontology annotation, molecular function: oxidoreductase activity. The transcript is spliced from 7 exons. NCBI's taxonomy places the organism in Eukaryota, Fungi, Basidiomycota, Exobasidiomycetes, Georgefischeriales, Tilletiariaceae.